This is a messenger RNA of Drosophila biarmipes, 3271 nucleotides long. RefSeq names its product platelet binding protein GspB. The transcript is spliced from 6 exons. The record is from RefSeq and is a predicted model, not a curated record. Bases 22 to 1530 code for a protein of 502 amino acids. Lineage: Eukaryota; Metazoa; Arthropoda; Insecta; Diptera; Drosophilidae.
AAUCGUUUUUCUGCAACCGCAAUGCUGUCAAACGGCUCUGCCGGCGUCGCUGCCGGCGUCCCCAGCGACUGCGACGAGCGAACGCUGCUGCUAGGCGAGGAAAUGGUUGCUGUUGCUGCGCCGACGUCGACGUCGUCGUCGUCGUCGCCGCCUCCUCUGCCGCUGUCGCUGCCUCCUUCGUGCGCGGCAACUGCGCCGCCAACGUCGCUGCCUCUGGUGCACACAACAACAACAACAGCAGCAGCGGCAGCAGCAGCAGCAACAACAGCGCAGCCGAGCAACAACAACAAUGUGAGCAACAACAACAACGCCCUGCCUGCGGUCAGUGCUAAAAACAUGGCUAAUACCAAGAGCAGCAGAAGCGGCAGCAGCAGCAAAUGCAGAAACAACGAGGCCAGCAGCGGCAGCAGCAACAACAACAACGCAGCGGAGGCAACAACAGCCGCCGCUGGGGAUGUGGAAACUGCAACAACAACAGCCACGACGACGACGACAACAACAACAACCACGGCUGACGAGGAGGACCUGUCCAGCGAUCUGAGCGACAAGUUCCCACGCCCCCAGAAGAAGCCCGGCAAGCUGAGCAAGCUGGGCACCAAGAGCGUCGGCCUCAAGCGCGUCUCUUUUGGCUCCUCGAAGGGUUCGAUGGUGGAGACGCUCGUCUUCGAGACGCCGACGCCGCUGUCGGAGCACAUGGAGUCCACCUUUGGGUUCGAUGCCGCGGCAGACUCUGCCGCCGAUACCGCCGCUGCCGCCGCUGGUCAGCCGCAGCUGGCGUCGACGCUGCCGUCGCAUCUGCCGCUGGCAGGCAACUACAGUGGAGACUACGCCAAGGGGAACAUGGACGACAGCGGCAUUGAGGUGCAGGAGGAAUCGGAGCGUUCGAUAGUGCGCGUUUCCAUCUACCAAAGCAGCCAGCCGCAGCAGAUCUGUCCACCGGCGGACUACCUGCUGGACGCCCUAGACGGAGGCUACAACUACAACAGCAACCUCCUCGACUACUCCACGAUGGCCACGACGGCGGCGGGGCUUCAGCAGCAGCAGGUGAUCGGCCUGGGAGCGGCCUACGAUCGACAGCAGAGCACCGACUCCGGCUGGGACAACCCCUUUCGGCCAGGCGGCGAUCUCUCCAGGGAGGCUGAUGAAAUUGUCAACAUGAUCAGAGGUGGCAAGCCCAUCACACCCACAGAAGAGCGGACGAUUGGCAACGGGAGCGCCCAGCAUGCGGACGACAAUUGCAACGGCGGAGCGGCGAUUGGCGAGAGUGUAACCAGAUCGAACCUCUCGCAGAAUCUAGCAACAGCACAAAAUGGUACAAAUUCCCAUGCCUCUGCCUCUGCCGACGCUGGCGCCGGAAAAGCAGCGACGGCGGGCGAGCUGAGCGGCGGAACCGGAAACGGAAGCGGCAACAACGGGGUCACCUCGCUGGGUCAGGUGUCCAAACAGGUGGUGCCGGGCCCGACGUCCGCUAGUCAUGUGGUCAUCGACGAGAAGAAGAACAAGAAGAAGGGCUGCUGCGUGGUGCAAUAAUCGCGGAAAAGCCCAAGAGGACGACGGCGGGGGAAAGAGAAAGAAAGAAAAACAACCAACCAAGCGAAGAGGAGGAGGAAGAGGGGGCGGGCAUUUUCCGGCUAGCCGUGUUUUUCGAUGUUAGUGUUUUUUUUUCCGGGGGUACAUAUAUGAAGGAGCCGAGCUGUUGAUAGUUUUCAGGCCGCAUAAAUAGCUUUGCUUAGCUUUGCAAGACGAGACAGAUACCGAAACACACACAAGGAUAGACUGGGAGACCCAACAACAAACAUUUUAGGCCACAAACCAAGCUCUCUGACCAACGGCAGCCGAUCAUCGCGAUCACCAAGAGGAGAAUUCAGCAGUGGCAGCAGGGGCAGCAGCAGCGGCCACAGUGAGAGCCAAAAUUUAAGCAACACCAGCGGCCGUUGCUCCAAGUUCAAAACCACAGUCGAGAAUAUUCAAAAUUUAAGUUGUAAAUCUAAAGUACACACACUUAUAUAUUUAUACUAUAUAUAUAUCUAUAUAUAUAUAUAUAUGUUUGUUAGUCUGACGACAAAGCUAACUGCAAAUCACCCCCUAUUAUAUACAUGUAUACAUACGAUUUUUUUUUCCUUUUUCUGUAAUGUGGACUCGACCUACACAUGUGUACUAUAAAAAAUUAUAUGGCAUAUAUGUGAAUUUAAUUUUUUUUUGUAAUUGUAAAAUUUAGUGCGGCUUUUUUAAAAAACGAAUCGGAUGUGGGGACGUUAAAAACAAAAAGAAAAAAUUUAUAAAAACGAAAAAACGUUUUGCUUGCAUGCAUAAUGGAUACAAAAUCGAAAAAAGAACGCAAAAAAAAUUAACAUAAAGAAUAAUGUAUUUAUUUUUAUUUAUAUGAUGACGACGGAGAAGCUGAUGAAAGUAAAUUAAAUGUUAAACCUUUAAACAAAUAUACACACACACACGUACAUAUACAAAACACACACACCUACGCAUAUAUACUAUACGAUAUAUGAGAUGAGAUGUAUGACGCAAUAAAACGAUGAGAUGAGCCGGAAACAGUAGAUGGAAAAGAGAAAACUAAUUACAAGAGUCCCAAUUUUCUAAGGCUAAAUAAUGAAUAAUAAUAGUUAUUUUUUAUCAUCAUAUACAUGAGAGACGGAUAAUUGCAAGCCGGGUGCGCUGACUUUUGGGGCCCACUGUAGCGGCUGAUCAAAGACAGACGGCGGUGCUGAUCAAAGGAAGAGGGUGGAAAUGGUGGAAACAAGGGCUUAGUUCUUCGAGGAGAAAGGGCAGAAAGAAGGGCUUUGGAGAAACCGUUGUACCCAAGACAAAAGCUUAGAAAUGAGGCCAGAAAAAGUAAAUAGAGGAACAGAAAUUAGGGGAAGAACCACCGUUUUUCAGCUUAGUUAAGCACAAUACAACCCCCCACACACCACCACCAAGCAACCCCCAGCCACUUUCUCCAACCCAACCCCUUUCACUCAGUAUUUUUCUCAGUUGAACACAAAUCAAAAGCAGAGAAAUGAAAGCAAACAAAUAUGCAAAAAUAUAAAGCAGGUAAAUCGAGCAAAGCGAGGUACAAGAAAGUUUACACAGAGCGAAAGAGCAGCAACCAAAUAGCUAAAGAAAGUAAUGAGAACACCGAAAUGGACCGCCACACCCACAAGUAACACACUCACACACUCUCAACACUCACUCACACACCUACAGCCUAAGCAUCAAUGUGCUGCAUUUGAUAAACGUAAUGAAAAAAUAAAAUAUAUAUAUAUAUACACACAGA